Messenger RNA from Ylistrum balloti, 927 nucleotides. Its product is annotated as cilia- and flagella-associated protein 300-like. Lineage: Eukaryota; Metazoa; Mollusca; Bivalvia; Pectinida; Pectinidae. The coding region runs from base 1 to 789 and encodes 262 amino acids. The record is from RefSeq and is a predicted model, not a curated record. The transcript has 7 exons.
AUGGAAGGGAAAGGGGCAAAAUUUACAUUCCAGGAGCUAAAAGGAAAGAAAUUUGAAUCGAUUGAGGGGAAAGAUAACAAAGAACUUUUUAUGAAAUGGUCAAUGCACGGGAGACUAAAAUGUCAGAUGUAUUCAUUUGACCAACCGUUUCAAGCAUAUCAGAAAGAUGAUUUUGUUGCUGAUUUUCUCAAGGACCCAAAUGUGGUGUCAUCUCUGCAGACUGUAUCAGAGAGCUGCACCUGGUCACCAGUUGGUGUGUCUGCGACCAGUGUGACAGCUGAACCUGUUCCUUGUACUGUGUUGUCUAUGACGCUGUUUGACAGACUCACUGACAAGGACAUUGUAAGAGAAAAUGGUGCCAUAAGGAAAUGCUUUGACGAGUUCUAUGAUGACUUCACUAUUUCAGAUGAACUCAGGAAGCUACUGCUGAUAGACGACUCUGACAACUACUGUUUAUACAGUGAUAGCGAGCGAGAGGAGUUUCUGUUCCGACUGUUCAAACACAUCUGUCUGGGAGGGAAAGUCUGCCAAUAUGAAGACAUUAUUGACCCCUACCUAGAGUUAACGAAACAAGUGUAUAAGGAUCUCAUCAGUGUUCAGAAAAAUUCAGAAACCAAAGAACUAAACAUCAUAUCAAGUGUGUUCAAAGUGACGGCCUCGGAUGAUGACCACAUGUACUACCCUGCAGACAAACCUCAUGAGCAGACUUUUUCCUAUUUUGUUGUGGAUCCAUUCAAACGACACGUAGCUGUCCUGUACCACAAAUUUGGCUCCAGUGUGUUUGACUGACAUUCUGUAUUCAACACAUCUAAUCAUGCAUAUUAUCGCAUCAGCAUUUAUUUUGUCAAUCAUGAAAUAAAUUCAUAUGUUUUUGUAAAAAAGCUUUCAGAAACUUUUCAAAGUGAAUUCAAUGUUCCUCUAAUAAAU